Molecule: messenger RNA, 1797 nt
Organism: Saprolegnia parasitica CBS 223.65
Lineage: Eukaryota; Oomycota; Saprolegniomycetes; Saprolegniales; Saprolegniaceae
Exons: 5
Coding region: 79-1719 (546 amino acids)
Source: RefSeq, a predicted model, not a curated record
CUACCAAGCACAGAGCCUCGCCCGGCGCGGCCGCCAUCCGAGCGGCAGACCGCCUCGAAGCGGCUGCCCCGCGUGCUCAUGCUGCUCUUGGAGCAUGGAUGGGUGUCGCCAGACGACACGCUAUACAGCGUCCUUUUGGCCAGCCCGCGGCAAUACCAUCGACUCCAAGGUGGCAUCGACCGGUCGCUUCGUACCUCGUGGUGGCUGUACCACGCACUGCGUCAGCGUGCGCUUUUGCCGCAGGACAAACAUGUCUACGCGAACGAGCUGCUGCAAGGCCAUGCGAAUGUUCUCUUGACGCUGGCGCACACGGGUCAAGACGGCGAGAUCCGACGGGACAUUCCACGGACGUUUCCCCAGGAGCCAUACUUUGAGACCAUCUCGGACGCAGCCCGCCCAGGACACGUGCACUUGGCCAACAUUCUGAAGGCGCUUGCGCUCCGCUUUCCAUCGAUCGGGUACUGCCAAGGCAUGAACUACGUCGUGGCGAAGCUCCUGCUCGUCGUGCUCAACGACCCUACUGUCAUCACGGACAGCAACCUAACGCGCGACGACGAAGCCAUUGUGUUUUGGACCGUCGCUGGGGCCAUCCAGCAGCACGAUUUGCAUUCGCUUUGGGCUCCGUCCAUGCCUGGGCUGCGCCGCCACAUCUACGCGCUACAGACGCUCAUGGAGCGUCAUCUCCCACAGCUCUCUUCGCACUUGCGCACGAUUGGCAUGCACGCAGGGUACUUUGCAACGCAGUGGUUUGCCACGCUCUUUGCGCGCCUGCUCUCGCUCGACGCGUUCGCCUGCGUCUGGACGCGCUUCCUUGUCGACGGCGCCAAACUGCUCUUCCGCAUUGCGCUUGUCGCGUUGGCGGAAAUGCAAGUCGACCUCUUGGCACUCGACAUGGAAGGCGCGAGCUCCUAUUUCGUGCGGCACCCGAAAGCCAGAGUCAUGGCGCUCCACGGCCGGUCGCUUCUCCUGCGCGCGAUGCGCUACAAAGUGACGCGUCGCGGCCUCGGUGAGAUUGAGACCCAGCGCAAGAGGUCGUUUCUGCACCACCGCCUGACGCGUGCGCAUGGCUCGACGCUCGACGCCGACAUCUUUUACCCCGAGCUCGACGGGCGCCCCGAGGACCCGCCGUCGGUGUUGGAGCCGAUUCGGCGCCAAGUCGCGAGCUACGAGACCAUCGUCGCCAACGAUAUCGCGGUCUUUCGGCGCAAGAUUGAGCAGCUCCAGAAGGCGCUCGAGAAAGCGACGCAAACGCUCGUUCGCGCGACGCGUGCGGCCAUGGACGCAACGUACCGCGUCGACGAGCUCAGCGAGUGGCACGACCGGCUCGAGCACCAAGUGCGGACGCUGUACCCCGGCGUGUACACGGCGCAGGCGGCAUCGUCGCCCGGCUGGUACCUUCGCAUGCUCGGGUGUUUCGAGCACCCGCAUUCGCUCCUCAAAGAGGACGACGAUGAGGUCGGUGACCGCAGUUAUUUUCGCCAAAAGCUCGUGGGCGUGGGCCGCGAUCUUCUCCUCGCCAAGGCCAGCUGGGCGGCGGCCAGUGACGCCCUGCGGUGGGCGCAGCUCGACGUGGACGAGCGCGUGCUGUUCAAGACCAAGCUCGUCGAGCAGUUUUGGUCGGUGCUCCGGCGCAACGAGAGCGACAAGUCGGCGCUGCUGCACACACUCUUUCAUCAAGUGGACGAGAAGGACGAGAACAGGCUCCACAACGCCACAUGACUUUCUGCAGUUAAAAUUCACGGGGGCAAUGCGACGACAUAAAGUGAUAGUAUCUAAGCUCCUAAACUAGUUUGCGAC